AUGCUGUUCAUCUUGAUGGCAGCCCAUCUGCUCGUUCUUGUGGCGAUGCUGCUCGCUACCACUGCAUCAGCCCAAUCUCACAGCAGCACGACUGGCAUCUCGACCACUUCCACCACCAGAGCCAUCACCACCUCCACCGCGAUAGCAACCCAUACUGUUCAGGUCGGCUCAAAGGCAGAUCCUCAUCAAUACUCGCCUCAUAAUGUCUCCGCUGCGGUCGGCGAUAUUAUCGUCUUCGAGUUCUAUCCGAGAAAUCACUCCGUCGUGAAAGCAGAUUACCUUGCGCCGUCCCCCAACCUGGUCCCUAGUCGUCAACGACACAGAAGUACCUCCCUCCACCCCAUCCUACCCUACCCCAUUCUCACUACAAACAUCACUAACACCCAAAAGCCCACAUUCUUCUACUGUACAGCCAUAGACUCCUGCAUCGGCAACGGCAUGGUCGGCGUCAUAAACCCGAACUCGACCAUGACCUUCGAAACCCAAUACAACCGCGCAAAAACCUACCCCUACAUGCUCGUCCCAGGCCAAUCCAUUCCCGCCGAAGGCACCAUCUCCUCGACCUCGACCUCCACCUCAACCUCAUCCCCCUCCAACUCCCCCUCCUCAAGUUCACCCACCCUCAGCACCGGCGCCAUCGUCGGUAUCGUCAUCGGCUGCGUAGCCUUCAUCGCCAUUCUCGGCGCGUUAUUCUUCCUCCUGGGAAGAAAUAGAGUUUACCGGCAGUGGAUGUCGAGUCAAGAUGGAAGGCAUGAGCGUACGGCCAGGUGGGCGGCGCUGUUGAGCCCGGGGCAGAGUACUGGAAAAGGAGGAAGUGGUAGUAAUGCUGCUGGGCAGAGGAAGAGUGAGAUGGAUGGAGGCAGUGCGUUGGUGCCGCAAAGUGAGUUUAGCGGUGCGACUGUUGGUGGGUUGUCGCCGCCGUUGGGGCAGGGGUUAUGGGGGUGGGAUGGGGUGCAGUCGCCACAGCAGUCGAUGCAGAUGCAGCAUCAGGCUGGGGGAAUGGGAGGAGGAGGGGUGUAUCAGGGGCCGCAUGGGCAGGGACAGGGACAGGGACAGGGACAGGGACCGGGACAGGUGAUGUAUGAGGCUAUGGUUAGGGGACCGUCGGAGUUGGAUGGGACGGGGAGGACGUGA
Molecule: messenger RNA, 1134 nt
Organism: Aspergillus niger
Lineage: Eukaryota; Fungi; Ascomycota; Eurotiomycetes; Eurotiales; Aspergillaceae
Exons: 3
Coding region: 1-1134 (377 amino acids)
Source: RefSeq, a predicted model, not a curated record